Penaeus monodon (black tiger shrimp) is the source of this 1389-nucleotide messenger RNA. Its product is annotated as probable glutamate receptor. The record is from RefSeq and is a predicted model, not a curated record. Gene Ontology annotation, cellular component: membrane. The coding region runs from base 1 to 1389 and encodes 462 amino acids. The transcript has 8 exons. Lineage: Eukaryota; Metazoa; Arthropoda; Malacostraca; Decapoda; Penaeidae. Gene Ontology annotation, molecular function: glutamate-gated receptor activity.
AUGACGAAGACUCUGUCCUUCGGCGUGAUGACUGCUCCUGUCGACGACCCCCUUCGUCAUCGCUCGGACCUCACUGGCCUGCACCUUGCAUGCACGACAAUACAGUACCAUCCUCUGACGGCACUCACGCUUCGACCAAACAACACAGUCACAGUAGAAGGAGUGUUGGGGUCAUUCUUCCAAGAAAUGGCUUCACGGACAAAUUUUACGUACGCCUGCCGCCAGUCCCGCGACGGGCAGUGGGGCGUGUUGGUGGGCGGGGCAUGGACGGGCAUCAUUCGAGACAUCAUCGACGGGGAGGCGGACAUCGGCGUCGCUGCCUUGGACAUCACGCUGAAGAGGAGUGAAGUCAUAAGCUACCUGCACACUAUUUUGGCCGGAGAUUACCGAAUCUUCAUGAGAAAAACAAGCAGCAAUAACCACAUAUGGAGCGCCUACAGCAAGCCGUUCAGCGUCUCCGUCUGGCUGGCGGUGAUAACGCUGGUCGUGAGCUUCGUGGUCAUGAUUCGUCUGACAACUCAGUUCUCGCCCCUCCAGGAGCCGCUCUCCCUGUCAGAUUCAACCCUAGUGAUUUCUGGGUUCGUCUGCUGUCAAGGCACCAGCUUUCCCCUGUUGAGUAUUUCGUGUCGUACAGUAGCGCUGGUGUGGUUGGUGUUGCAAGUCAUUCUGGUGUCGUACUACACCAGCGACCUCGUGUCCAGUCUCGCCGCGGGGCCUCCUCCUCCCUCCCUGUCUACGCUACAUGACGUUCUUAAUACCCCGUCCUAUGACUUCGGUUUCGAGAAGGGAAGCGCCUUGCAUCAAGCGUCCCAACAAGACCAUAGGGAAACUUUCCUGGUGCUUACUGUGACAUUAGAACGUGAAUUUAUGAUCUUUUGUCAUAUUGCAGACUGGACAAAACAACUUGAAUCGAAAGACAUCCUGCUUCAGAAGAUAUGGAAGUCUAUCAAAGACGGCAACUACCAAUCCCUAGCGAACAGCAUGGAGGCGGGCAUGAAAAGGGUUUAUGAAGAACCCUAUCUCUUCAUAGAAUCGGAGAUUCCUCUGCGCUACAGCUAUGGUCAUGACUGUCGUUUGUUCAUGCUGCCCACGUCCUACUUUCCCGUUAAAAUAUCCUUUGCGCUGAAGAAGAACUCGCCCCUCGUCCCAGUCUUAAAUGGAGUGGCGCUGGACAUACUGUCUUCGGGGCUGCCGGUGAAGUGGUGGCAAGAUUGGCGCCGCGAAAUCCGAGGCUGCAGGACGACCCAGUUUGAACCCGUUGACUUGAAGGUUGUUGUAGGACCCUUCCUGAUACUCACCUUAGCUCUGGCGACGUCCUCCUUCUUCCUCGCCUUCGAAAUACUCACGGAGAGGAGAAAGAUACGCGGGAGAUGGCAUGGAACAAAGUGA